AAGGACCAGAUUUGUAACUCAGUCAAUCAAGGGGUCAAAAGCGACUUGCAGAAAUCAGACAGAGGCGGGAAAACGAAAAGCCAGAGGAGAGAGAGAGAGAAUGAAGGAGAGAGGUGCUACCGGCAACGGCGGAGGAGUACGGCGGUCGACCGUCGAUAACCGCUAUUCACAGUGGAAGCAUCUCGUUCCGAUUCUCUACGACUGGUUCGCUAACCACAACCUUAUUUGGCCCUCUCUAUCCUGCCGAUGGGGACCACAGUUGGAGCAAGCUACUUACAAGAACCGCCAACGACUCUACCUAUCAGAACAGACUGAUGGUAGCGUACCAAACACACUUGUGAUAGCAAAUUGUGAAAUCGUUAAACCUAGGGUUGCAGCAGCAGAACACAUAUCACAGUUCAAUGAAGAAGCACGAUCGCCCUAUGUAAAGAAGUUCAAAACUAUAAUACAUCCUGGAGAGGUGAAUCGCAUCAGGGAGCUUCCUCAGAACAGCAAUAUAGUAGCUACACACACUGAUAGUCCUGAUGUCCUGAUCUGGGAUGUUGAAUCUCAACCUAAUCGCCAGGCUGUCUUGGGAGCCACAGCGUCUCGUCCUGAUUUGAUUUUGACCGGUCAUCAAGAAAAUGCCGAGUUUGCUCUUGCCACGUGCCGAAGUGAACCCCUUAUACUUUCUGGAGGCAAGGACAAAUCAGUUGUCUUUUGGAAUAUUCAUGAUCAUAUAUCUACAUUAGCAACACAACCAAAGACCGAUGGGCCUGGUGAUAAGCCUUCUGAGAGCCCUAUUGUUCAAGCAAGAGGCGUGUUUCAUGGACAUACUGAUACUGUUGAAGAUGUACAAUUUUGCCCCUCAAGUGCACAAGAAUUCUGUAGUGUUGGUGAUGAUUCUUGUCUUAUUCUGUGGGAUGCAAGAACAGGUUCUUCUCCAGUUGUCAAGGUUGAGAAAGCGCACAAUGCUGAUCUUCACUGUGUUGAUUGGAAUCCGAGCGAUGAAAAUCUUUUACUAACAGGGUCUGCUGAUAACACUAUUCGCAUGUUUGAUCGUCGGAAUCUCACUGCAAAUGGGAUUGGAUCACCCAUCCACAUAUUUGAGAAUCACAAGGCCGCUGUUCUUUGUGUACAGUGGUCUCCAGACAAAUCAUCCGUCUUUGGCAGUUCGGCAGAAGAUGGAGUCUUGAACAUCUGGGAUCAUAAUAAGAUUGGGGAACUUUCUGGUCCAUCCACAAAACCGGCACAAGGCUUAUUGUUCCGUCAUUCUGGGCACAGGGACAAGGUGGUUGAUUUUCACUGGAACGCACAUGAUCCAUGGACAAUCGUUAGUGUAUCUGACGACAAUGAAAGUACUGGUGGCGGUGGUACCUUACAGAUAUGGCGGAUGAUUGAUUUAAUUUAUCGCCCACAAGAGGAGGUUAUAACCGAGCUGGAUAAGUUCAAAUCUCACAUUCUCACUUGCUCCUCAGAACAGAACUCUUAGGGUUCUUAAGAUUAUUAUCACCUUAAGUUCAUUGUAUGGUUGUUUAUCGUAGACUGUUGUUGUUAGCUUUUGAACUUAAACUGCAAAAUCGGAUUGCUUUUGGUAAGAAAAGGUGCAAUCUGCCUUAAAGGUUAUUUUAUCUUGUGUGUUAGUUUUGGAUAUCUAUUGUUUGAUCUAAAAACUUUAUAUUAAAAUAUGCACUUAAGUUC
Messenger RNA from Helianthus annuus (common sunflower), 1680 nucleotides. RefSeq names its product WD-40 repeat-containing protein MSI4. Gene Ontology annotation, molecular function: histone binding. Gene Ontology annotation, cellular component: nucleus. The record is from RefSeq and is a predicted model, not a curated record. The transcript is spliced from 15 exons. NCBI's taxonomy places the organism in Eukaryota, Viridiplantae, Streptophyta, Magnoliopsida, Asterales, Asteraceae. Gene Ontology annotation, biological process: regulation of gene expression. The coding region runs from base 101 to 1471 and encodes 456 amino acids.